CCCGCCCACGGCGAUGACGCGUUAUCCAGGCGCCAGACGGCAUGACCCCGCGUUGAACUCGAAGGCGGGAAAUGGAAGAACCUGUCGCUGUCAUGUGUCCAUCAUGAGCCGAGUGUGUGACAUAGACUGGGGGCAGACAUGUCGGUGGAUGGGCAGAAGAGCUGUAGGAUGAAGAUCGUCAGCUGGAAUAUAAAUGGUAUUCGAGCUACUCGUGUAGGGCUCAAAGAAAUCUUGGACUCGUUGGAUGCCGACAUCAUCUGUCUUCAGGAAACUAAGGUCACCAGAGACUUGCUCGAGGAGCCUGUUGCCAUAAUAGAGGGGUAUAAUUCUUACUUCAGUUUCAGCCGUGUGAGAAGUGGGUACUCGGGAGUUGCCACCUUCUGUAAAAACAGCACAACACCGCUGGCAGCAGAGGAAGGACUGUCUGGACAACUGGCUGGUCAGAGAGGGUCUAUUGGCUGCUAUGGAGACACGGAGGAAUUCUCUGGAGAGGAGCUGCUGUCUCUAGACCAGGAGGGGAGAACCGUGAUCACACAACACAAGAUCCUCACAACAGACAGUAAGGAGGAAACCUUGACUGUCAUCAAUGUUUACUGCCCAAGAGCAGAUCCCGAGAAGCCUGAACGCAAGAGUUACAAGCUGCGCUUUUACCGUUUGCUUCAGAUCCGGGCAGAAGCCAUUUUGAAAAAUGGAGGCCACGUGAUUAUAUUGGGUGAUGUCAAUACAUCCCAUAAACCCAUUGACCACUGUGAUCCGACAGAUCUGGAAGUCUUUGAAGAAAACCCAGGACGUCAAUGGUUGAACCAAUUCCUUGCUGACCCUGUUGUAUCUAAAGCGGUAGUUUCCGAUGAACAAAGUGGCGGUCUGUUUCUAGACAGCUUCCGUUACUUCCACCCCACUCAGAAGAAUGCAUUUACCUGCUGGUGCUCUGCUUCUGGUGCACGGCAGACCAACUAUGGCACACGCAUAGACUAUAUUCUGGCCAAUAGAAAGCUGGUAGAAGCUGAGUUUUUGGAUUCCAUCAUUCUGCCAGAAGUGGAAGGAUCUGACCAUUGCCCAGUUAAGGCACUUAUGAAGUGUUACCCGCUGGCAGCUGACAAAUGCCCCUCACUUUGCACUAAGUACCUCCCUGAGUUUGCUGGUCGGCAGCAGAAACUCUCUCAGUUUUUGGUUAAAAAGAAUAAAGACCUGGAAAUUUCCUCUGCAGACACCAAGGAGCUGUCAACUUCUCAGUGCUCGAGUGAAGGCUCUGAACCGAGUUCUGCCCGUAAGAGGACUAUUGAGAAGGUCGGCGAAAACAAUGGGAAAAAAGGUAAACCAGGCUCCAAAGGUGGGCAGGGCAGUCUCCUUGGAUUCUUCAAACCUGUGUUGGCCAAGUCCGGUGUGAGCGAAGGACAGAAUAACUUUCAUAACCCUGUGUCUGAGACGAAACAUGUGACAGCAGUAACACAAGACUCUGCUCCAGCUCUGACCUCUGGGACCCAAAAUGGAAACCAACAGCCAAGUGCGUUCUGGAAGACCCUUCUGAAAGGGCCACCUCCUCCACCCAACUGUAAGGGGCACGGAGAGCCCUGUGUCUUGCGAACGGUUAAAAAGGCCGGUCCUAACUGUGGCCGUCAGUUUUACGCCUGUGCCCGGCCCAUGGGACACACCUCUAACCCACAGGCGCGCUGCAACUUUUUUUUGUGGGUUAACAAGAAAUCCGGGGCAGACGGGUGAUCGAUCUUUUAUGGAUCUUUUUAGGGAUCCUACAUACAGAACUGAUUCUUGUUUAACGUACAACGUUGUGCACGUUUCCAGAGUAAAGGGAAGGCUGUAGAGCAAUGUUUCCCAACCAGUGUGCCUCCAGC
Messenger RNA from Hyla sarda, 1850 nucleotides. RefSeq names its product apurinic/apyrimidinic endodeoxyribonuclease 2 (gene APEX2). Gene Ontology annotation, molecular function: zinc ion binding; phosphoric diester hydrolase activity; DNA binding. The coding region runs from base 139 to 1719 and encodes 526 amino acids. The transcript has 7 exons. Gene Ontology annotation, cellular component: nucleus. NCBI's taxonomy places the organism in Eukaryota, Metazoa, Chordata, Amphibia, Anura, Hylidae. Gene Ontology annotation, biological process: base-excision repair. The record is from RefSeq and is a predicted model, not a curated record.